AUGCCAGACUUUCACCCACAUAUUCAGGGUCUCUCUUCGCAGCUGUUGGGCAGAAUCUUCGACUUCUAUGCCCACAACCCUGAUGGGGAGAGAAUCCUCAAUGGUCGAGAAACGACCUCGUUCUCUUCUUGCGAAGGCGGACAUUACGCCAAUCCGGGUAUUUUACUCCAUGUCUGCAAGAGCUGGCGUACCAUCUCCCUCGACCGUCCAUCACUCUGGUCCACAAUUAUCAUGAUUCAGCCAAUUGCAUCCUACAUUUCUCGGCUCGAAAACUGGCUCAGACUCUCCAGGACCGACCUCUUGAAUCUGCAGAUAAUCCAGACCAUGCCAGAUGACGAAACACCUAUCGAACCUCUCAGAGAAGAAAGGACGGUUGUCAACACCCUCCUCGAGAUACUACUCAGACGCAUCGAGCGAUGGGAAUCGAUAACUUUCCUCCUCACCAUCGGCUUCCUACCAGCCUUCGCAGAGUUCCCACAGGGCAAGCUCGAGCAGCUCAAAUCCGCCACCUUGGACCUUUCCACUUGGACCACUCACCCCGAGGUGAUGAACAGUAUAUUCUGUGCAAUACACGCCGCUCCCAGGCUUGAAUUCAUGAGCGGGUUCGCAGCGUUCUUCCAAAGUCCAACAGGUAUCCCAGAUAGCGUCCCAUGGCACCAGCUGAAGGGAAUCGAGCUGGACGUGAGGGUCAUUUCCCAGGAGCCAUUGACCAUCAGCUACGUGCUGGCUGUUCUCGCUAAAUGUCCCCAACUGACGUCGGCCACAUUCAAGCUCGAAUACUGCAAGAAAUCUUCCCCUGCAGCACAGAAGACCACUUUGUCCAUGCCUAACCUCGUAUCGCUCACUUUGGAUGACACCUCGUCGGCCGAUGUGGAAUACGUCCUCCGAAGCAUCACCCUUCCCUCCUUGCACACACUUAACAUAUCCAUCGACUUCGAAGCUCAUCCAUCCUCGCUCCCUCAUGCCGUCUCCGGCAUCAUAUCGAGCUCUAAAUGCAUCAUAAAAUACCUUGGACUGGACGUCCAGGAGGAACAGCUCAUCAAGCUCCUGGCUCUUCCCUUCAUCAAAGACGUCGAAGUCCUCUGCGUCGGGGGCAACAAGACGCAGGUCUUCGCGUCUCUCCUCACACGCCACGCGCAAGAAAAGGCCUCCUUGGAAGUUCUUCCAAAUCUCGAGUACCUGCAGCUCAACUACUCGCAAGACCGGGAUGGGACAAACAGAGUUUAUGCGCCGACGUCCGCACUAAACACGAUGGUUCUAUCUCGCACGAGCCAGUCUCCUCCAGCACCGGGCUUGAAGAUCCUUAAAUUUAUUUCGUUUCGGAAUGAACCAGACCCCUCUUUCCCUUUCCCAGGUCUAGGAGAUGUGCCGCCCGAACUUGAGGUCAGAAUAUUCUGA
Cyclocybe aegerita is the source of this 1398-nucleotide messenger RNA. The record is from the annotation of a GenBank genome assembly. NCBI's taxonomy places the organism in Eukaryota, Fungi, Basidiomycota, Agaricomycetes, Agaricales, Hemipholiotaceae.